AUGUCCACCGAACCAACCUCCACCCCUGCAGCCGUCGAUACCACCUCCCUGGCAACCUCCCCACUCGAACGCCGCGACUCCCUCGAAAAGCACCUUCUUACCCGCCCCGACCCCCAGGAUCUCAAGGAAAGACAUAUUCUGCUAGACACAAAUGUCGCUCCGUCCAUCCAGGCUAUGAAGCAGAAACUCGAUCGCCAGCGGGCGUCGGAUAACUUGAAGAAGAAUCUGGAGCAUCGCGCUGAGAGGGAUGAGCUGAUUGAGCGUCACAUCCUCCCCGCUGAAGAGAACGCGCCGCUUGAUCAGUAA
Aspergillus puulaauensis is the source of this 306-nucleotide messenger RNA. RefSeq names its product RPEL repeat-containing protein. The transcript is spliced from 3 exons. Bases 1 to 306 code for a protein of 101 amino acids. Lineage: Eukaryota; Fungi; Ascomycota; Eurotiomycetes; Eurotiales; Aspergillaceae. The record is from RefSeq and is a predicted model, not a curated record.